Messenger RNA from Nannospalax galili (Upper Galilee mountains blind mole rat), 907 nucleotides. RefSeq names its product regulator of calcineurin 2 (gene Rcan2). Gene Ontology annotation, molecular function: nucleic acid binding; calcium-dependent protein serine/threonine phosphatase regulator activity. Gene Ontology annotation, biological process: calcium-mediated signaling. The coding region runs from base 90 to 821 and encodes 243 amino acids. The record is from RefSeq and is a predicted model, not a curated record. The transcript has 5 exons. Gene Ontology annotation, cellular component: cytoplasm; nucleus. NCBI's taxonomy places the organism in Eukaryota, Metazoa, Chordata, Mammalia, Rodentia, Spalacidae.
CCGCCCGCAGCCACCCGCGCCCGCGGACCACCCGAGCCGCGGCCACCGUCGCCGCCGCCUCCGCGGCGCAUCGCGGACGCCCUGCAGGGAUGAGGGGAGAAUCCUACUUCAUUGGAAUGAGGGGCCUAGGGCAGCAAGCAUCCAUCCCUGAAGACGGAGGACUUUUCUUCCUCUGCUGUAUAGACAGAGACUGGGCUGUCACUCAGUGCUUCGCUGAAGAAGCCUUCCAAGCAAUCACUGACUUCAACGAUCUCCCCAACUCACUGUUUGCAUGCAAUGUUCACCAGUCUGUGUUUGAAGGAGAAGAGAGUAAGGAAAAAUUUGAGGGACUAUUCCGGACUUAUGACGAGUGUGUGACGUUCCAGCUAUUUAAGAGCUUCCGACGUGUCCGAAUAAACUUCAGCAAUUCGAAAUCAGCAGCCCGAGCCAGGAUAGAGCUUCAUGAAACCCAGUUCAGAGGGAAAAAAUUAAAACUCUACUUUGCACAGGUUCAGACUCCAGAGACGGACGGAGACAAACUGCAUUUGGCUCCCCCACAGCCUGCCAAACAGUUUCUCAUCUCGCCCCCUUCAUCUCCCCCUGUUGGCUGGAAGCCCAUCAGUGAUGCCACCCCUGUCCUCAACUAUGACCUCCUCUAUGCUGUGGCCAAACUAGGACCAGGAGAGAAAUAUGAGCUGCAUGCAGGGACCGAGUCCACCCCGAGUGUCGUCGUACAUGUGUGUGACAGUGACAUAGAGGAAGAAGAGGAUCCAAAGACUUCCCCAAAGCCAAAAAUCAUCCAGACUCGGCGUCCUGGCCUGCCCCCUUCCGUGUCCAACUGAACAUACUGCUCCACCUCGACAAUAAUAUCCGUCUCUUUAUCAUGCUUUUACCCUGUCGUUUGUCAAAAAAAAUAAUUGCCUUUAAA